CGCUGCGCCACAGAACCAGGAAACUGUUUGAUUUGUGGACAACUUCAACUUGUGGCUUAGUGCUGAUUCGAGGCGUGUUGUGUGUAGCGGGAAACUCUGAGCGAGAGUAACUAAUCACUAUACUGUCUUUCGAAAAGGAUUGGGACUUUUUACGCGUUGAUGUACAACGCCAUCCAUCGUAUGCAGAAGAGAUACCAUGCUAAUUUCUACCUCCAUUCCACAGUCAUACAAAUAGUUGUGUAUGUACAGACCUAUAAAAAAUAGCUCUAUGGUGUUGUAUUGAAUAAUAUGCGGGUACCGUGGUUCUUGUGUGAAAUUCGGGAGAGACUGACUGAAACGGAGUAGUGUGUCCACUUUGCACGGGCUGGUUGGAGAAAAAGGCUAGUAAGAAUACGGAUCCACGAUGGGGGAUCGCGUGGGUAGCCCCGGGCACCUCUGCCGGUGCUUUCUCGCUAGCAUCUCCCGGAGGAAACAGGUCCCGCAUCCUCCUACGUGCGGUGGGGAGGUCCAGUCCUCAUCUGCUGCUGGGUUGCGGUGUGUACCGUGUAAGUUAGCACGGUAUGGUGUCGGGCACGGAGGAUCCCUCGCUAUUGGUGUCUUCGUGAUUGUGGGGUACGUGACGGGGGAAGUAGCCGGUCCUUCGGCGUUGCUGAGUUUGGUGAUUGCCUCCAUUGCGUGUUUGAUAUCGGGUUAUUGUUACGCCGAGUAUACGUCACACUACCCAACCCGUUCACUGCCUGCCACUGCCUACCAUUAUGUCUACAUGCUCUCUGGUGAAUUCCCGGCAGCCGUCGUUGGUUGGAGUCAGAUCAUCACCUACAUCGCGGUCUCGUCACUGCUCGGCCGAAAUAUCAGCUUCACUUUUGACUACCUCAUUGGUUACCCCAUUCAGAACUUCACUGCAUCCACCCUUGCCGAUACCACCACGCAGUUCAUCCCGAAACCAGACUUUUUAGCCUUUGGCGUUGUCAUGUGUGUGGCAUUCCUGGUCGCUUUUGGCGGGAAACCGGCAUCGCUUUCGAAUGCUGUUUUCAACGUGCUGUCAUGUUGCGUGGUCAUAGCGAUCAUCGUUUUGGCGGGAAUUCAGCUCGCUCAGCAGAAUGUGGAUUUAGACGCCGUUAUAUUUCCGGAGGGGCAUAAAGGGGUGUUUCAAGGAGUUGCCCUUACAGUGUUUCUCUUCAGUAAUUAUGACGUCAUCUCUACGUCAUCCAAAAGGUUUACCUCUUCACCCAGUCAAACCUCCCACGCACUGGCCAUAUCGUCCAUACUGAACUUGGUGUUUUACCUUGUGGUUGGUAUGUUUUGCCUCUUGGUGGCGCCCUUCCCAUGGACGCCCGUCGAUCCAUUUCUUCCGAGUCUCUUUAAGUCAUACUGGGGGAAGGGAGCGAUGUAUGCUAUUGGAAUAAGUAUUAUUGUUUGCCUCGGAUCCGCCCUCUUUAACAACAUGUGCUCGUUGGUGUACAGCGUGUUCCUGAUUGGAAAUGAUGGGCUUGCGUUCCGGUUCCUGGGCAAGCUGGUCUCAAGGCUACAGUCCCCGCUGUAUUCCGCAUUAAUCGUCGGAGUCAUCACCGGAACUCUUAGCAUCAUCUUUCAGGAGGAUGUUCUUCUUGAAUUGAUGGCGAUAGGUCUCUUGAUCAAGCAGGUGGCCGUCUGUACAUACACUCUCUCCUACCGCUACGUUAAAGUUAAGUUAGACUUGAACGAAAACAGUGAUCUCGAAGAGAUCUUGAAAAACGGUCACGCGAAGCAGCCUGAUGAAGCGGAGGCCAAGACAAAAACUGUUCAGAGAAACGGGGGCCAUCAUCAUCGCCAUCAGAAACACAAGUCGAAAGAGAAGAACAAGCGCGGUGUUAAGUCCGAGGAACGCCAACCCACAAUGGCGGGUGACGCCUCUCAGAUCAACGGUAAAACGGUGCAUUUCCUGGACGACACAUCGGACAGCUCCGGUGUCUCGGACAUUGGGGAGACGGACAUCGACGCCAUAGUCGAGGAGUAUCAGGAGAGAGCGCGUAUUGCUUCGAUGACGCACUUUGAGAACCCGAACAAUCACAACAACAAGACCAAAACGAAAUCUCCCAGUGCGUUUUCGUCGGCCGUUGCCGUUGGCUUCUCCGUCGUGGUGUGGUCGUGUGCUACGAUCACGUCCGCAAUCUUAACAUUCCGUCUAUCGGACCUCAUUGAAGGAAACCCGUGGACGAUUGCAGGGCUGGUUGUCUUCGUGGUAACUGCGUUGCUGUCGUUGCUCGUGAUAGCAUUCCAACCUCACCGUGAGGUCAAGCCAGCUUUCCAAACAUCACUGUUCCCGUUACUGCCAUUUGUGGGGAUUUUUCUGAAUGUGUUUCUAAUGUUUUCUAUUUGCGCCGAAGCCUGGACUGUAUUCGGCGUUUGUAUCUUUGUCGGUUUGGCCAUGUAUUUCUGUUACGGGAUUUGUAACAGCGUUGAGGCAAGGAGAUUCUCAAUUCGGCAUCCAGACGAGGAACGUAUACUCCUUCCGUCCAUUCCCGAACAGGCCAUGCACGAAGAAUUCCUAAACGGGCAGAAAUCAAAGCGACGAAAUAUUGGAUACCGAGAUUUUCAUGAGGAGCCGUAGCCAUGGUAACAGUUGUUUUUGUUCCAAUGGUAAUUUUGAUUUUAAAAAAUGUGUCCGAAAAGGUUGUAAAUACUGGGUGCGUUCGUUUAGCUUCC
Messenger RNA from Asterias rubens (European starfish), 2685 nucleotides. RefSeq names its product cationic amino acid transporter 2-like. Gene Ontology annotation, cellular component: plasma membrane. Gene Ontology annotation, molecular function: amino acid transmembrane transporter activity. Lineage: Eukaryota; Metazoa; Echinodermata; Asteroidea; Forcipulatida; Asteriidae. The transcript has 4 exons. The coding region runs from base 404 to 2590 and encodes 728 amino acids. The record is from RefSeq and is a predicted model, not a curated record. Gene Ontology annotation, biological process: transmembrane transport; amino acid transport.